AUUCGACCGGACUAUGAAAGUUCCAGGCGGUUGUUGGCAAUAGCAUAAGCAGAAAUCGUCGAUAGCCGUGAAGAUCGGCGGUCGGGUGUGACGGCGGCGGGCGGCAAUCGGCACGGCAUCGACAUCGGCAUCGGCAAUACGAAAUACGAAACGUCGACGGCCGGCGUGGCGAAGGCAGGCCGCUCUUUCACCGCGUGUCGUGCGCGUUGUUACCAUUGGCUUGGGCCGCACCUGCUCGGAUUGGCGCGGGAUGGAGGGGUUGCGCCAUUACGAUCUCUAGUACCGCGGAUAAGGCAUAGAGGGCUAUAGACUGCACAUACAUGGGUCAUAAAGGAUUCGAAGAAGUAGAGGAGAAGGACGCGUAAGAAAUCACUCUGGUUUAAACGAGUGCCGGCGGUCGUAAAAGAGCGCGGCGCGAAAUUGCUCACGACACGUUUUUUUCACGGACUAUGGUAAUCAGUGCGCGGUGCGGGUGCAGUGAUCAGGCCCGACAGCGAUGAGUUCCAAAUUCAUCAUCGAUAGCAUGCUCCCGAAGUACCAUCAGCAAUUUCAGCAUCAACACUUGUUCCAAACGUCGCCGGUUAGUACUUCUUCCCUUGAGGCCAGCCUCGCUUCUGGUAUAGUAAACUAUAGUUCCUCUGCCGGUUCACCUAGCGGUUCUUCCCCACAACAUUCGAACAGCAGCGCUUCCUCCACAUCGCCAGCAUCCAGGAUGUAUCCGUAUGUAUCUGCUGCUACUGCCGCGGCUCAUCAUCAUCAUCAACAGCAAGCUGUAGCGGCUGCAGCAUUUAAUGCGGCCGCCACCGGUUCUAUGGUACCUGGAGGGUUUCCUUCUAGUGCUAGCACAGCAGCUUUGGCUGCAGCCGCGGCUGUAGAUGCGGCGGCAGACAAGUCUUGCCGAUAUACGGCUGGAUUGACCGGAAAUGUAGCACCCACAGAUUCAAUGGUGAAUUAUACUCUUGGCCAUCAUCACCAGAACGGUGCAGCUGUGUCUGCUGCUAGCUCAGUAAGUGCUGCUUCAGCUUCAAUGGCUGUAGCUGCACAAUUUUAUCAUCAGGCUGCUAGCGCCGUCGUUGAUCCUUUGACUUCUUGCUCUCAACCAACUGCUCCCGGCGGACAGCCUAUUCCUGAUAUUCCUAGGUAUCCAUGGAUGUCAAUCACAGACUGGAUGAGUCCCUUUGACCGGGUCGUCUGUGGUGAGUACAAUGGUCCAAAUGGAUGUCCAAGAAGACGAGGCCGACAAACUUACACCCGCUUCCAAACCUUAGAAUUAGAAAAAGAGUUUCACUUUAAUCACUACCUAACGCGACGAAGAAGAAUAGAAAUCGCACACGCGCUUUGCCUUACCGAACGUCAAAUCAAAAUCUGGUUUCAAAACAGACGGAUGAAAUUAAAAAAAGAAUUGAGGGCAGUUAAGGAAAUAAACGAGCAAGCGAGAAGAGAACGGGAAGAACAAGAGAGACAUAAGCAGCAGCAACAAGAGAAACAGAAACAAAGUAUGGGUGGAGGCGAGAGCAUCCAUCACCAUCACGAUUCAAUUAAAAUGAACAUGACGAAAUCUGAAAGUCCGUCGGAUUUGUUGAAAACAGUCACGAAAGUACCGACAUAAAUUAUUUGUGCCAUAUUAAGAUCGACAUUUUUGUUUUUAAAAAAGAUUUUAUUCAACCUUUUCUUUUGUUGUGUUUGUGUUUUUAUGGACGAUGUUUUGGUGUAUAUAGUUUGCGAUGAGAUUAAAUUUAUAAUUAAUUUUUAUUAUAAUUUUUAAAUUAUUUGCUUGGAAAAUAUGUUUUUUAAAAAGGCAUUUAUUGGGAGCUUUUACUUUUUUUUAAUUACCUAAUAACACUUUCUUAAAAAAUAUAUUUAACGUUACCUUAAAUAUGUUUUUACGCCAACUAUUUUGGACAGUGCUGUGUUAUUUGACAUUUCGUGCGUAUAUAAUAAAUUUGUGUAUUUUAGUUUUUUGGACUUCGAUAGGUAUUAGAAGCCAGUGCAGAUAAACGUUAAUAAAAGUUUUUUUU
Anthonomus grandis grandis is the source of this 2018-nucleotide messenger RNA. RefSeq names its product homeobox protein abdominal-A homolog (gene Abd-A). The transcript is spliced from 3 exons. The record is from RefSeq and is a predicted model, not a curated record. Gene Ontology annotation, biological process: negative regulation of transcription by RNA polymerase II; anterior/posterior pattern specification. Gene Ontology annotation, molecular function: RNA polymerase II cis-regulatory region sequence-specific DNA binding; DNA-binding transcription factor activity, RNA polymerase II-specific. Lineage: Eukaryota; Metazoa; Arthropoda; Insecta; Coleoptera; Curculionidae. Bases 497 to 1609 code for a protein of 370 amino acids. Gene Ontology annotation, cellular component: nucleus.